Messenger RNA from Diaporthe citri, 2559 nucleotides. RefSeq lists its product as uncharacterized. NCBI's taxonomy places the organism in Eukaryota, Fungi, Ascomycota, Sordariomycetes, Diaporthales, Diaporthaceae. Gene Ontology annotation, cellular component: mitochondrion. The record is from RefSeq and is a predicted model, not a curated record. The coding region runs from base 1 to 2559 and encodes 852 amino acids. The transcript has 3 exons. Gene Ontology annotation, biological process: mitochondrial translation; ribosome disassembly. Gene Ontology annotation, molecular function: GTP binding; GTPase activity.
AUGCCCAUGCCGGCGUGCCUUCUGCGAGGUCGCAGGACCCCGUCAAAAAGCCUUGCCGGCCUGCUCAUCCACGCGGUGGUACCUCGGCUUGGCCCUCGACAAAGCUGGGCCUGUUUUCAACGCCCUACGCAGAGAUGGGCUCACGUAGCAGCUCAUCAUGAGGCCGCAGUGGAGCACAUCCGUAACAUAGGCAUUAUUGCUCAUGUAGAUGCCGGCAAAACCACCACAACAGAGCGUAUGCUCUACUGUAGCGGCAACACACGGCAUUUGGGAAAUGUCGACCAUGGUGAUACAGUCACGGAUUUUCUCCCCAUGGAGAGGGAAAGAGGCAUCACUAUCCAGUCUGCUGCCAUUUCGUUCAACUGGCCCCGGGCUGAGGAUCGUGGGCCAAACGAGCACGCUAAAACUAUCAAUCUGAUAGACACGCCUGGGCACCAGGAUUUCCAGUUCGAAGUCCUUCGGUGCAUGCCUGUGCUUGAUGGCGCCGUGUGUGUCAUGGACUCGGUCAAAGGCGUUGAAGCUCACACUGAACGGGUUUGGGCCGCAGCACAUCAAUACCAGAUCCCAAGAAUCAUCUUCGUCAACAAGCUUGACCGAGACGGCGCUUCCUUCACGAAGUCGGUCUUGGACAUUGCCUCGAAGCUGAAGGCAUGGCCCUUGGUUUGCCAGAUACCUUGGUGGGUCGGUGACGACUUCGUUGGCGUGAUUGAUGUCAUCAAACGUGUGGGCUACAAAUGGUCAGGUGGUGGUUCCAAGAAGCUCUAUAAUCGUGAAGCCCUUCGAAGUGCACUUGGGUCGGAAAACCCAUCGCUUGCCGAAGAGGUUGAGCUUGCACGGGAACAACUCAUCGAGAGGCUGUGCGACUUCGAUGAUGAUCUUACCAUGGAGUUUGCGGAGCACGGAGCGGAUCUAUCUGACGAGACUGUCAAGCUGAGUAUUCGCCGUGCAAUUGCGAAUGGCAAUGGCAGCGUUGCGCCGGUCUUUGCUGGGGCCAGUUUGAGGAAUAUCGGGGUCGAGCCUCUGCUGGAUGCUGUCGUCGAUUAUCUCCCAAGUCCCCACGAACGCCCUCCUGUAGAGGUCACAACCGCUACGGGAAUACGCAGAUUAGAGGAUCUGAUUGCCAAGGAGACAAUGAGGCUGAAGCAGAAAGGUGCCAACGUCGCAGUGGCAUCCGUUUUCAAGGUCGUCAGCGACGCCCACCGAGGAAUGCUGAGUUUUGUCCGUGUGUAUCACGGUGUGCUCCAACGCAAUGCUGCCAUGUGGAACUCAACCCAGCGUCUUGCCGAGAAACCACUAGCAAUGAUGCAAGUCCUCGCAAACAAGCACAAGGACAUUCCGCACCUCAAGGUCGGAGCCAUCGGUGCCCUGGCAGGUCUGAAAAAGGCCCGUACGGGAGAUACCCUCAUCAUCUCUCCUGAGAAGGCAACAGAGACCCUCAUGAAGAGCAUCCAGAUCCGACCUGCGAUUAUCCCACCAGCCGUCACUUUCAUAUCCAUCGAGCCCUUCUCGGCCACAAAUGAGGAAGCUCUGAAAAAUGCACUGACGGAUGCAUCGAGAGAGGAUCCCAGUCUUCGGUGGACAAAAGACGAGAAGGCUGGGACAUAUACUCUCUCUGGAAUGGGAUUACUGCACCUGGAGGUUGCGAUUGAUAAUCUGAAGAAGUUCAAAAUCGAUGCUCUCUUCGGCACUAUACAGGUGGACUACAAGGAAUGUGUCACAUCGCAAUCACAGCAGGAGCAGCAUACCAUCGAUCGUCCCGUCGCAGGAAAGCCAGGCAAGGUAGCCUGUGCGGCCUUCGUUGAACCCAUCGAUACGGAGCAACAGACAGAAUCGUGGCGUGACCGCGCCACCCGCCUCGGCUUCACUGAUCUCGAGACGGAUGAUGAGUUUCACCACUCGAGUUUCGAGCGAGACGGUAACCUAAUCAACGUCAACAUCAUCCGCCCGAUUCAUGACCCGAAGCUCUUCGACGUUGACACCGUUUCUCACCACCUCCACAACGGGGCCAUUGCCGCUUUGUACCGGGGCCCUAGGAAAGGCUACCCUCUGCACGGCUGCAGUAUUGAACUCGUGUUAGACUGCGCCCAAGACUUCUUCGGCGCAGCCUCCCCUGCUCAUUACCAACAAGUGGGCUAUCACGCCGUCCGAAACGCGUUCAAGAACGCACACGACACGCAAAAAGUUGGACUGCUGGAGCCAGUAAUGAAAGUCGAGAUCGUCUGUCCCGAAUCGGCGGCGGCCCAGGUGAGGCAUGAUCUGUCCUCGAGGCACGGGGGGCAGGUCAUGGAGACGGAAGAUCUCAACGAAACGGCGUCAGGAGAAGGGGAGAUAGACCUUGAGCAGGUUUACGCACCGCCAGAUCCGUAUGAGUCUGUGACCACGUUGCGUCAACACAAAAGGGGCGCAAUGAGGAUGCUCAAGCUGAAGGCAAGAGUGCCGCUUAGAGAUAUGUUAAACUAUGACCAGUAUCUCAGGAGUCUGACGGAGGGCCGGCACAGCAUCCAAAUGGAGCUGGACAAAUUUGAGAGGGUGACGGCGAACAGAGAGAAGCUUCUAUAG